Molecule: messenger RNA, 942 nt
Organism: Lindgomyces ingoldianus
Lineage: Eukaryota; Fungi; Ascomycota; Dothideomycetes; Pleosporales; Lindgomycetaceae
Exons: 6
Coding region: 1-942 (313 amino acids)
Source: RefSeq, a predicted model, not a curated record
AUGCGCUUCAUGCCCGAGCUCCCUCUAGAGAUGCCAGAUGCAGGAGCCCUGGCUGAGGGGGGAAAUCUGACUGCGUGGAUGACAAGGGCGGGGUGGGGGAAUGCGUUUCUCAAAGUGGGAACGAUAUCCGUAAUCUUACAAUUUGAGCCCGCCGGGUUUAAGGAUUUAAUCUGCACUCUGCAGCCCUGUCAAAGGGCGGGACCAGCAUCAUGUCGUUUCUCGGAAGAAAAACUCUCACACCCCCGCAAGUCUCGUCAAUCCGAGUCAGUACACUCCCAAGCUGUCUCACGAUCGCUUUUGAGUUUGUGGCCUUUGGUACAGACGCUGAUUUAUACCCGGUACCCCAAAAAUGCUUCCAGACCAAAUAAUGCUUUUAUGAUUACUGAUAUCCCAGAAUCCAAACUCGGAAACCAGUAUCUAGCGCGAUGGAAGCGUGCAUCCGACAUGUGCACAAUGCAGAACCUCAGCUCCAAGAUCGUCCACCGAAAGAGAAAUCAGAUCAUUGCCACAAAGAGCUACGCAACCCUUGGGGACCCCACUGCGUGGACAAGGAGCGGAGAAACUCAGCAAUUUAAGGUAGCGUAUGCAGAAAUCAUGCGAUUUGCGGGUGUCAUGAAAACGCUGGCCUUUUCACAUGCCGUCCAACUGUAUUUACAGUUCAUCGUUGAUAGGAAACAGUUGACUUUCGAACUCUCCAGCGCGCCUUGCAUUCGUCAAAGUCCCAUUGGAACCUUAGAAAUGGUCGCAGUUUAUUCCUCGUAUGAAGUUGCAGCUUCGAUUCGAUCGGAUUUCUAUUCCAGGGAAACUACUAGGCCGGUGUUUGGAAAAUUAGGAUGCCCACUGACAUCUAUCUCAGGAAAUCAGGCCACUAUUGAGAAAUCCACAAUGCCCUUUGGCAUAGACACAGGACAAUCGAACAAAAAUGUUAGGGACCCAAAAUAG